CACUCACUGGCGUAUCGAGCGGUCGCCUCAGUUAACUGCAGUUUAGUGAUGGCGCGGUGUUCCGCACGCAAAACGUAGUUCAUAAAAUCGGCGAACGAUAAAACCGUGAAAUCAUGUCAGUUUUGUGCGGAUAACAGUUGAAGCGGUCGGCGUUUUUCUUUUGUGUUGAAUAUAAGAGCUAAGUUAUUGGCGUUAAGUCAGAUGUCUGCCGUCGGAGGAAUUUGCCACCUCCAGUAAACUGGGAACAUCUUGGCCGCGUAGAUCGCUGCAAACGACUUCUAACAAGUUCGAGAACAAGCAUAACUGUAUUAUCAAAAUGGCUGAGGAAAGCAUGGAAGUAAAAUCAGCAGGGCCGUCUUCACCUCGCAGUCCUCAAAGCAACGGAGGUGGCAAACCGAACAGUCCACCUUCUCCUUUGGCAGUUCGUCAACCACGCAGGAUUAAAUUAUCAGAGCAACAAUUGGACAGCUCGACAAGGGACGAGUUGGCGUCGAAGUGGCGCGAACAGGACUUGUAUGUGGAAUAUCUAGAGGCACAAACUACAGCCCAGGAAGGUGAACUAGCUUCACUGAGAGAUUCAGAAGACAAGUACAGGCAACAGUACGCUGAAGCAUCACACAGAGAGAAGAUUUUAGUGAGGAGGCUUGCCUCCAAAGAACAGGAAUUGCAAGAAUAUGUUAAUCAAAUAUCGGAAAUGAAAGCUGCUCAGGCACCAUCUGCAGCAGCACUAAAAUCAGCUUUGUUGGACCCUGCAGUGAACAUACUCAUUCAGCGACUGCGACAAGAGCUCAUUACAACAAAAGCAAAGUUAGAAGAUACACAAAAUGAGCUCAGUGCUUGGAAAUUUACACCAGACAGCAAUACGGGAAAGCGGUUAAUGGCCAAGUGUAGGCUGUUGUAUCAAGAAAACGAAGAAUUGGGGCGGAUGAUUGCAAGCGGCCGAAUCGCCAAGCUGGAAGGUGAACUUGCAUUGCAGAAAAGCUUUAGCGAAGAAGUCAAAAAGUCUCAAUCUGAACUGGAUGAAUUUUUACAAGACUUGGACGAGGAUGUUGAAGGUAUGCAAAGUACCAUUUACUUUCUGCAGCAAGAACUCCGCAAGGCACGUGAAUCUGUGACGUUACUUCAGCAAGAAAAUAUUGCACUGAAAUCCAGUUCGGGUGAGAGCAACCUGACAAACGGCAUGUCUCCCCAUACUCCGCCAAUAAAGAAAGAAGAAGUAGACGAAAGUGCUACAGCUCUUGAAGUAAAAACCGUGAAACCAGAAGAGAGUGACAUGUGCAAAGGUGCUAGGACUCCGCCAUUACCACCCGAGGGUUCGCCUCGGAGUGACAGAGGAAGUGUUGAAAAGUCUGAAAGGACAGAACGUAGGCCUAGUCAAUCAGAUCUGCAAAUUGACGAGAGUUCCAGUGAUUCGGCAGCCCUCAUUAUAAAAGUUGAAAACGAGGAAUUAAGUGACAGGGAUGAAGAGGAACAGGAUAAUCGAAAUAGCAAAAGGACUUUGAGGACUAAAAGUAAUAACAAAGGUAGCGGUAAGUCAAACGGGGAAGAGGUGACGACAAGGACAACCAGGGGUAGGGAUAAAGCUAAAAGGGAAAAAAGUGGGGCAGGCAGUGAUGACGAGAGGACACAUAAGAAAAAACGAAGAGAAAGUGUUCUUUCUCUUGAUUAUAAUGAAGCUGACGAUGACGCGUUGGUGCUAACUAAUGGUGAGACGCUUCAGAGUGAUCCUGAAUGAAAAAUCUAUUGCUGGUGGAAAUUCCGAAACUAAAGUUCUAAAAUUUAGGUAGGCAACGAUUCUUGCAGCAUAUUGAUUUCUGGUUGACUGGUGCUGAUUUGUUUUUAUUUGCCUUUUCCCUAAUUUAAACAAAAGGACGAUUUUUUAUUCCUUGGCGUGAUGAAAUUUCGAAGCGAGAAUCGUAUGCUGUCUUUACUGUGUGCAGACUACUACAAUAGGUGGCAUUAAUUUUGUAAAGAGAAAUACAUGCAUGUUUCUCACAAUCAACACAGUAGUUCUACACGUUACACGUUGUAAAGUAUGCCUUGUAGCAUUUCGAUGUUUUUUCCUACUGCUCCAUCAGGUACAUUGUUGAAACUGAAAUAUGUUGAUUAAAUUUUUGUUCUUCGUUUUUGUAGCUAUUGUUUUCGAAUUUAUAUCCAUGUAUGUACUUCAGCACCUAAUGUCAUCUAUUUAUAGUGACUGCAACGAAAUAGCUUUCGGAUAGUUACUCAUGAAGACCUUGAACACAUGUAUAAUAUAUAAAUACAAUAAUUAUAUAUAUGCAAAGUUAUAUUAAAUACCGAAUCAUCAAAUGUACUCUUGGUUAUCAUGUAUUAUAAGAUUGGGAUUCAUAAUUCGUUUGGAGUACAGGCGUAUAACUGACAUAAUAAGUCCCAUAAAAAAUGACUAAUCAAGGUGUGAAACUUGUUUUUAAAUAUAGUUGCACGUCACAAAUCGUAAUUUUCAAAUUUGUAAUAUUUUUCCGACUAAAACGGUUGUACAGAGUUUUUUCAUUGCUAUUUUAUAAUAUUAUUACCUGCAUAUUAAGCAUUUGUUUUACAUUAUCCUACCCCGCCUCUGGCCCAGAAAUAUUUACUUUUAACAUAGUAGUUUUGCCUAUCGUGAAAUAUAUAUUUUCAAAAAUG
Messenger RNA from Diprion similis, 2643 nucleotides. It is a transcript of the gene fl(2)d, whose product is annotated as pre-mRNA-splicing regulator WTAP. Gene Ontology annotation, biological process: regulation of alternative mRNA splicing, via spliceosome. Bases 317 to 1735 code for a protein of 472 amino acids. The record is from RefSeq and is a predicted model, not a curated record. Lineage: Eukaryota; Metazoa; Arthropoda; Insecta; Hymenoptera; Diprionidae. The transcript has 6 exons. Gene Ontology annotation, cellular component: nucleus.